This is a messenger RNA of Necator americanus (New World hookworm), 939 nucleotides long. RefSeq lists its product as uncharacterized. Gene Ontology annotation, biological process: mitochondrial citrate transmembrane transport. NCBI's taxonomy places the organism in Eukaryota, Metazoa, Nematoda, Chromadorea, Rhabditida, Ancylostomatidae. Bases 1 to 939 code for a protein of 312 amino acids. The record is from RefSeq and is a predicted model, not a curated record. The transcript is spliced from 10 exons. Gene Ontology annotation, cellular component: mitochondrion. Gene Ontology annotation, molecular function: citrate secondary active transmembrane transporter activity.
AUGACAGAGGUCAAGCCUGUUUCUCCCGGAACCCUCUCGUUGUGGAAGCGUUAUGGCCCUUCAGAAAACACUUGUCGAGGCAUUGUCAUCGGUGGAAUCACGGGAGGCAUUGAAAUUUGUAUCACAUACCCAACCGAAUACGUGAAGACGCAGUUACAACUCGACGAAAGGUCUGCACAACCAAAAUUCAAGGGUCCCAUUGACUGUGUGAAACAAACUGUGCGAUCCCAUGGCUUUUUUGGACUUUAUAGAGGAUUGUCAAUACUUGUAUACGGGUCAAUCCCCAAGUCGUCAUUCAGGUUCGGUACUUUCGAAUACCUCAAGGGAAAGGUGAAGGAUGAGCGGGGAAAUCUUACUCCUCUACAACGACUUGGAUGCGGCCUUGGAGCUGGUGUUUCGGAGGCAAUUUUCGCCGUCACACCUAUGGAAACUAUCAAAGUGAAAUUUAUUCACGACCGGGCGCUGCCGAAUCCCCGUUUCAGAGGCUUUAUUCACGGUCUCAGUUGCAUUGUCAAGGAUGAGGGAAUUGGAGGCGUCUACAAAGGAGUUACUGCUACAAUGAUGAAGCAAGGCACUAAUCAAGCAAUUCGGUUUUUCGUCAUGGAGACUUUAAAGGAUUGGUAUAGAGGCGGAGACAAUUCGGUUGUUGUUCCAAAAGCUAUAGUAGGACUUAUGGGUGGUUUUGCUGGUUUCUGUUCCGUUUACGGAAACACACCCAUUGAUGUUGUCAAAACAAGAAUGCAAGGAUUGGAAUCGAAAAAGUACAAAAACUCUUUCGACUGCGCACUUCAGAUUUGGAGGAAUGAGGGAUUCUUCGCUUUCUACAAAGGAGCCGUACCGCGACUGAGUCGAGUUAUGAUCGAUGUCGCUAUCACGUUCAUGAUCUACGACUCUAUAAUUGAUCUGCUUAAUAAGUACUGGAGGAAACCAGUCGAUUAG